AUUGUCUGUGACGUAACAAACAGAACAUAGUAACCGCAAAAUGUGGCACACAUACAAUAAAAAACGAAUUUAGUUAGAAAAUGGAAGGAAAACGAUUGGGUGAAAUCCCACGUGCUGAUAAAAGCACAUUUAAAGAUAUCCUCAUUAGUGCUAACAAUGAUGACGUCAUCAUCCCUACUAGCGCCACCUUCGACAAAGUUGUAUUGCACAUUGGAAUUGGAAACAGGUCCGGUGUAACCAUAGAAAAACCUCCAGUUGGAGAUGGCAAAAAGUUGAUUACCUCAGUAGAAUAUGCCACCAGAAAGUUCAAGAAAAGCUACUAUCAACGAGACAGGAAAGAUACAGGUGCCACUGAAAACGUCAGUGAAGAUACCAUUGAACCUGGUGAGAAGUUCCGUAGAGACACAAAUAACCAAACAGACAUCGAUAGACACAUGUUACAACUUGCCAGUUCUUUUUAUAGUACGACACCAUUGGAAACUGAAACAGCUUCAGCAAUAGUAUCAGAAACCGGACUUACAAAGCAGGUACAACCAGAAAAUAAUAAAAAUGACGCUGAUACUGUUGAAGCCAAAUUAGAAAAGAUUUCGACUCUUAAUAUAAAUGAUGUUCUUAUUCCAGACGUAAAGGACAGAAAUGAAAUUGUUGCACGUACUAAACUAAGUACAGGGGUUGAAAGUCAAGUAUCGGCGGAACCAAAUAUCAAACCUGAUAUUGAUUUUGACAAGUUUGAUAAAACAUGUCUUGAUGCAUUAAGAGCCAAAUUAUCUAUAAAGGAAAUUCGGGAUGCCAUUGAUAAAGCUUAUGAAAAUGAAAUGCUAGCAAUUGCUGUCGAUGAAGAGGCUAAUGUUCCCAAACCAAAUGAAAUUUGGCAACCGAAAGCAACUGGAUCGUGUUUGAGUCUUGCAGACGACGCAUAUUUGGCGGAUUAUUUCGCAAAUUCAGAACGAGGCUCUGAAAUUUUUGCGGAAAGUACAUCAGAUACGUUAGAAAAGGAGGAAAGUUUAUGCGAAAACGACCUUUCAAAACAGACGAAUGCUGAAGACGAUACUGGAACAUGCGUACCAGACGAGGUGACAAAUACAAAGAUACGUCUGCCAGACUCCAUUGAGAAAUAUGUCAUGAUUUCUAAAGAUAAUGACAUAAACAUUGCUGACAUUGGACUUAACGACCAAGAAUGCAUUUCGGAAGUUGUCAAAAUUUCAACUGUAGAUCAAGAGUGUGGUGAAAGAGUAUGCAUAGAAAGUCUUCAAACCAAACCUGCCACAAAUGGAGAAAUUACACAACGAGAAGACAGAGAAAGAGAACAAGGCAGUGUAAGUGAUUUACAUGAUGAAGAUGAAGAUAUAGAUAGUGUUACACUUGAGACAGGUGUACAUGUAGAGUCAACUGAUACAAUGUCAGACAGCGAUGAACCCGAGACCGUUGUACCGGUACAUAUAGAACCAGAUAAGUUAAUGCCUUCCUUGGAUACCCCUAAUGACAAUGUAGAUAUAGAAUCUGAUUCAAAAAGUGUUGAUAAAGGCACAGUUGAUGAAAUGUCAGACAGUGACACAUUGGAAGAUAUAGUUGAUAUGGAAUUAGAUGACGAAGUCGUAGACAUAAUAGAAUCGGAUGAUGAAAUCAUGGACAAUAUAGACAUUGGCAUUGAAGACAUCGAAGCGAUAGUUCUCCAAGAUCAAGAUGAACUCGAUGUUACAACAGCUAGGAAUUACAUCACUGGCAAUUCUACUAACGAUAAUGGCAUAACUGGCGAUGGUGAUAACGUUUUUGGUAUCUUGGACAUCUACGUGAAGAGUAAUCUACACUUUGAUGUGGACAAAAUAACUGCAGCUGAACAAUGUGACGAGAAGAAAGAUUACGGAUAUAUAUUCUUUUCAUUUUCAACUUUCUUUAAAUAAUGUAGAGCUAAUAAAUAUUAAUAUAAUAAAAUGUUU
This is a messenger RNA of Ruditapes philippinarum (Manila clam), 1937 nucleotides long. RefSeq lists its product as uncharacterized. The record is from RefSeq and is a predicted model, not a curated record. The transcript is spliced from 3 exons. Bases 81 to 1901 code for a protein of 606 amino acids. Lineage: Eukaryota; Metazoa; Mollusca; Bivalvia; Venerida; Veneridae.